Messenger RNA from Pelecanus crispus (Dalmatian pelican), 2773 nucleotides. It is a transcript of the gene ODF2, whose product is annotated as outer dense fiber of sperm tails 2. Gene Ontology annotation, biological process: regulation of cilium assembly. The record is from RefSeq and is a predicted model, not a curated record. Gene Ontology annotation, cellular component: centrosome. NCBI's taxonomy places the organism in Eukaryota, Metazoa, Chordata, Aves, Pelecaniformes, Pelecanidae.
GUGUCCCUCAUCCAUCAACGAUGAAGUGACUUCGGUCUCUCUACAGAGUGCACUGUCCAGAAGAGCUAAAAGCAUUAGAAUAACUGUUUCCUUUCAUUGUAUUGCCCUUUCCCAUCUGUGGGAGAAGAGCCAUGAAGAACCGUUCCUCAUCUCCCCCUUUGCACGUCCAUGUGGAUGAAAACACCCCUGUCCAUGUCCAUAUUAAAAAGGGUCAGAAAACCACACCUGCAAAAUGCCAGCAAAAGCACAAACAGAAAACGAAAGGGGAUACCACAAACAUGUGCCGAGCUGUCCGGGUGAAAACUAAGGCCCCCUGGAUGCCCCCAGGCAAAACAUCUGUGCGGGAGUCCACCUGCAAAUGGGAGGGACCAACUCACCGCCUAGAAAUUACACCUCCAGAUUCAGAAAAAAUGCUGUCAGUAUUGCGCCUGAGUGACCUCUCUACAGAUGAGGAGGAUGCUGUUUACUGUAAAAUGAAUGAAUAUGAAAAGAAGAUAGAUAGCCUGAUGAAUGUAGUGGGAACGCUGAAGAAUGAGGCCAAGCUGCAGAAAAAGGAGGAACAGCAGCAAAUGACAAAGCGUCUCCUUGAGGAGCAGAAAGAAGAACUGAAUGAGGUCACACAAGAGCUGGUAGAAACAGAACACGAAAAUACACUGCUCAGGCGCAAUAUUGAACGCAUAAAGGAAGAGAAAGAUCUAACUGUGCUACAGAAAAAGUACUUGCAGCAUGAGAAAGAGACCAAGCUGAGCGAAGCAGAAAGGGAUGGAGCAGCAGCAGCCAGGCAGAUCCAUGCCCUGAAAAAUACAAUUGGGAGACUCAAUAUUGAGAAACACAUGAGCAGCUCAGACAUUAACGCACUGACAAGACAAAAAGAGCUGCUUCUCCAGAAAUUGAGCACCUUUGAAGAAACCAACCGGACACUACGAGAACUUCUCAGAGAGCAGCAUAACCGGGAGAAGGAUGCUCAGAAGAUACUGGAGCGGCAAGGAGCACUGCUGAAAAAGCUGGCUGACUCAGAUGCAGAGAAAGUGCAACUUCAGAUGAAGCUUCAGGAGAAAGAAGAAGAAGUGGACAAUCUUACCAUUCAGAUACAGGCAGAAAAGGACCAGGCAAAGACAGCAUGCGAACUCUCCAAAUCUAUGGAGGCUGUGAGAGGCCAUUUACAAGCACAGCUGCGAAAUAAAGAAGCUGAGAACAACCGUCUGAGUAUACAGAUACGGAAUCUGGAGCGCAGUGAAGCUCAGCAUAAGGCAGAGGUGGAACAUAUCAUGGAGCAACUGAAAGAUCUAAAGCAGAAGGCAGACCGUGAUAAAGAGGCCCUGAAGAAAGCCAUGCGUGCACAGAAAGAGCGGGCAGAGCGGAGUGAAGAGUAUGCACAGCAAUUGACUGUCCAGCUAGCAGAAAAGGAUAGUUAUGUUGCUGAGGCGCUGUCUACUCUGGAGUCCUGGAGGAGUCGCUACAACAAAGUAGUAAAGGACAAGAGUGACCUCGAACUGGAAAUUGUUACACUGAACAGCCGUGUUGCAGACUUGCUGGAACAGCAGACAAGCCUGGAGGACAGGAUGCGGGAAGACAGAGAAGCUUUGGUGGAUAAAUUGCAUCGACAGACUACAGAGAUCACUUCUUUUAAAAUGGAGAACGAAAGGCUAAAGGCUAGUGUGGUCCCAAUGGAGGAAAAGCUGAACCAAGCGCAGAUGGAAGUGCAGCAGCUCAAGAGCUCUGUCAGGAACUAUGAAGGGUUGAUUGAAACCUACAAGUCACAGGUGUUGAAGACCCGAAUGGAAGCAGAUGAAGUGGCAGCAAAACUGGAGAAGUGUGAUAAAGAGAACAAGACACUAAAAGAUGAAAGGAACAAGGAGAUUGAACUGGCACGUAAACAGUUCCAGAGCCAGCUUGCUGAACUGGAAAAGCUGCCCGAGAUCCUAAAGAUCACAGAGACACAGCUAGCAGAAUGUCAGGACCAGCUUCAGAGUUAUGAGAAGAAGAAUGUGGACCUGUCUGUCAUGAUCGCAGAUCUUCGUCAGCGGAUUGAGCUCCAGGGGGACAAAAUGGAGAUGACAAGAGAGAGGUAUCAGUCUGCCCAGGAGGAGAAAAAGCAGCUCACCUUGAAGGUGGAGGAGCUAGAAAGAAAACUAGAGACAACGAGCGCCCAGAACAUAGAAUUCCUUCAGGUCAUAGCAAAACGUGAGGAAUCGAUCCACCAGUGUCAGCUGCGGUUAGAGGAGAAGACCCGUGAAUGUAGCUCCUUGGCACGUCAGUUGGAGAUGGCCAUUGAGGAUGCCAAAAGACAAGUGGAACAAACUCGAGAACGAGCAACGUCUAGAGAGAGGGCAGCCCAGUCCAAGAUGUUGGAUUUGGAGACCCAGCUGAGUAGGAAUAAAACAGAGCUGAACCAAUUGCGUCGGAGCAAAGAUGAUGCAGAGCGCCGAUAUGAAAGCCGCCUACAGGAUCUAAAGGAUCGGUUGGAGCAGUCGGAGAGCACCAACCGCAGCAUGCAAAACUACGUCCAGUUCCUCAAGUCUUCCUAUGCCAACGUUUUUGGAGAAAGUGCCUUGCUGGGCUCCCCCAGCCGCUCUCGUUCUUCUCCAUGAGGACAAUGCUCUCCCUGCGCCUCUGCUUCUAAGCACAAAAGGAGCCCUAUUUCAAAGCCAUAUGUUAUUUAGAAAAUAGGUCGGCAUUUCAGGGUCACUAUCAAGAGACAUCUUCCUCUUUUCCUUGCAGCAUGAGAUGAUAAAAUGAUGGUGGCAUGUCCUAAGUGUAGGGCAUCAGCAAU